Molecule: messenger RNA, 2663 nt
Organism: Xenopus laevis (African clawed frog)
Lineage: Eukaryota; Metazoa; Chordata; Amphibia; Anura; Pipidae
Gene: plod1.L
Product: procollagen-lysine, 2-oxoglutarate 5-dioxygenase 1 L homeolog
Cellular component (GO): rough endoplasmic reticulum membrane; endoplasmic reticulum
Molecular function (GO): L-ascorbic acid binding; oxidoreductase activity, acting on paired donors, with incorporation or reduction of molecular oxygen; 2-oxoglutarate-dependent dioxygenase activity
Source: RefSeq, marked provisional
GUGUGAUGGGUGUGCUGUUAUUGCCGCUUCUCCUGGGGGUCCUCGCCAUCCUGCCCAUCCUGCCCCGCUGGGGGAACUGCGCUAACCCCGAUGAUGAUAAACUUUUGGUCCUAACUGUUGCCACUGAGGAAACGGAUGGCUUAAGGCGUUUCCAAAGAUCUGCGCACUCCUUUAACUACAAAGUGAAGGUUUUGGGACUAGGAGGACAAUGGCUUGGAGAAGGACAAAAGGUCCAGCUCAUGAAGUUGGCUCUGGAGCCAUAUGCAGACAAAGAGGAUCUAAUUAUCUUGUUCACGGAAAGUUAUGAUGUGAUUUUUGCAGCUGGACCCGGAGAACUCUUGAAAAAAUUUAGACAAGCCAAGAGUAAGGUUGUUUUCUCAGCAGAAUCUGUAGCUUAUCCUGACCGGCAUUUAGAGUCAAAGUAUCCUGUGGUUCCAGAGGGUAAACGGUUCCUCGGAUCUGGAGGAUUUAUAGGUUAUGCUGCAUAUCUGUAUAAGAUGGUAGCGGAUUGGGAUGGAACAGAUAAAGACAGUGACCAACUCUUUUAUACAAAACUCUUCCUAGAUCCUGUUAAAAGGGGAAAGGUUAAUAUAACCUUAGAUCACAGAUGUCGGAUUUUCCAGAACCUCUAUGGAUCUGCAGAGGAUGUUGUCCUGAAGUUUGAGCAUGGUCGUGUAAGAGCUAGAAACCUUGUAUAUGAUACUCUUCCAGUCUUGAUUCAUGGAAAUGGUCCAACAAAGCUUCAUCUGAACUAUCUUGGUAACUACAUUCCCCAUGUAUGGACUUUUGAGUCGGGGUGCAAUGUCUGUGAUGAGGGCCUGAGGAAUUUGGAAAGUCUUUCGGUUGAUACUCUUCCAUUGGUAGUAAUUGGCAUCUUCAUUGAACAGCCAACACCAUUUGUCUCUGAGUUUUUUAAGCGACUGAACAAUUUAAAUUAUCCAAAAAACCGAAUCCAGCUUUAUAUCAGCAAUCAUGAGCCUCAUCACCAGAGACGGGUGGAAAAUUUUCUGCAGGACCAUGGUACACAAUACAACUUUGUUAAAACUGUGGGGCCAGAGGAAAACUCGGACUUUGCUGAUGCCCGUAAUAAAGGAAUGGAUAUGUGCCGGCAAACUCCAGAGUGUGAAUAUUACUUCAGUAUUGAUGCCCCGGUAGUGUUGAAAAACCCCAACGUUCUUCGAAUCCUCAUAGAACAAAACAAGUCUGUAAUUGCCCCCUUGGUAAGCCGAAAUGCCAACUUGUGGUCAAACUUUUGGGGAGCCUUGAGUUCUGAUGGAUAUUAUGCUCGAUCUGAGGAUUACAUAGACAUUGUUCAAAGACAAAGAAUUGGAGUCUGGAAUGUCCCUUAUAUCUCCAGUGUUUAUUUGGUGAAAGGAAGCAUUCUGAGAUCUAAACUAAGUCAGAAUGAUAUGUUCCACAGUGGUACCUUGGACUCUGACAUGGUUUUCUGUGAUAAUGUCCGCCAACAGGGAAUCUUUAUGUUUGUUACAAACAGACAGGAAUUUGGCCACAUCCUUUCCUUGGAGAAUUACAAAACAACUCAUCUUCAUAAUGAUCUUUGGGAGAUUUUUGAAAACACAGAGGACUGGAAAGAAAAAUAUAUUCAUCCUAAUUAUUCAGAAGCAUUAAAAGGGAAAUUAGUUGAAAUGCCCUGCCCAGAUGUGUACUGGUUUCCUUUAUUUACGGAGACAACCUGCAAUGAGAUAGUAGAAGAAAUGGAGAACUUUGGCAAGUGGUCAGGUGGUGGUAACAAGGAUGAAAGGCUCCAAGGUGGCUAUGAAAAUGUCCCUACAAUAGACAUUCACAUGAACCAGAUAGACUAUGAAAAAGAAUGGCACAAGAUACUAUUAGAUUUUAUUGCUCCAUUAACUCAGAAAAUGUUUCCAGGCUACUAUACAAGCGCACAGUUUGACUUGGCUUUUGUUGUUCGAUACAAACCAGAUGAACAACCAUUACUUGAGCCUCAUCAUGAUGCUUCCACCUUUACUAUUAACAUUGCUCUGAACAGUGUUGGACAAGAUUACGAGGGAGGUGGCUGCAGAUUCCUCCGAUACAACUGCUCUGUAAGAGCCCCAAGGAAAGGCUGGGCUUUGAUGCACCCAGGGCGACUGACUCAUUACCAUGAGGGACUACGUGUAACAAAAGGAACAAGAUACAUUGCAGUCUCCUUUGUGGAUCCUUAAUUGUCCAUUUCAUAUAAAAUAACUUGUAACUGACAAAGUAAUCAGAGAACUUGAAUGAUAACAUAUUCAGAAAAGUCCAGUUUCAGGAGCUUCCAUGUGGAUAACUAGAACAUUGUUCUUUUAAAAAGGAGUGGUUCACCUUUCAGUUCACUUUUAGUAUGUUAUAGAAUGGCCAGUUCUAAGCAACUUUUCAAUUGGUUUUAAUUAUUUAUUUUGUAUAGUUUUUGACUUGUUUGCUUUCUUUUUCUGACUCUUUUCCCUAUUUCAUAUGGAGUCACGGACCCCAUUUAAAAUGCUCUGUGAAACUGCAAAUGUAUUGCUAUUGUUACUUUUUAUUACUCAUGUUUCUAUUUGGGCCUUCUCCCAUUCAUAUCCCAGUCUCUUAUUCAACUCAAUGCAUGGUUGCUAAAGUAAUUUGCACUCUGGCAACCAGAUUGCUAAAAUAACUUAAAACCACAAAUAAUAAAAAAUUAAAACCAA